Symbiodinium necroappetens is the source of this 3826-nucleotide messenger RNA. NCBI's taxonomy places the organism in Eukaryota, Dinophyceae, Suessiales, Symbiodiniaceae. The record is from the annotation of a GenBank genome assembly.
GCUUUUGGAUGGGCUUGAGAAGGUCAUCAAGAACGGGAAGCCGGAGGAGCUGAGCAAAGCAGUAGAUGCUCCCAAGUUACCUGAGAUAUCAGAUUCGUCGUCGGUGGACUUUGGAGACUGGUUGUACCUCAUAGAGCAUGUGAUGAGCGAUCUUUCUACGUCGAGUGCAGAGUGGUGGGCGACGGUUGUGCAAGACGCUCAAGAGUUCUAUGAGAGGUACCAAGCAGCGGACCAGUUUUCGAGACUGUCUAUGAAGCCAACGGCGUCCCCUGCUCUCAGCGAGACAAAAUGGAGUCGUUUGGACCGGAGGGGGGCGACAAUCCUGCUCGGAGCUACUCCAGAUGACAUCAAGAAGGAGCUCGUCGCGACGAGGACGCGGACCACCUUGGAGGUCCUGUCGAGGCUCAUGGUGCUUUAUCGUCCAGGGAGUGCUUUGGAAAAGGGUCAGCAUUACCAGAGGGCUCGUGAUUUGAAGCUGUCGGUUCCUGACCCGUCGGUGACUCUUCGAGGGAUCGACCAGCUGGUGAAAAGGCCAAUCCAGGACAACCCGGAGGUUGCAUUCCGUAUGAACUUGCUCCGCUACCAUCUGAAGGUCGAUUUCUCACCGUCUGAAGAGUCGAUUUUGGCGGUGCACCGGGCUUUGUUGGCUGAGUUCGAACAGAUGGGCUUCAAGAAAAAGGCUAAGCAAGUUCAGGAGAGUACCUCUACAGCCAGAGUCAGAGCUAUGGAGACUUCGACCCCACAGGCCGCGGCACCUUCGACUCCAACAUCGCCGUCGUCGACGGGAAAAGGAGCAAGGCCUUGCAGGUUCUAUGUCACUGAUGAGGGCUGCAGACGGGGAAAAGCAUGCAAGUACGAGCACACCAUGAAGGACCUCAGCAAAGCUGACAGGCGUGAUCGGUGCUACGAGUGUGGGGCGAAGGGCCAUAUGGCUUCGGCGUGUCCAACCAAGAAGGAGGUGCAGCAGAAGGCGGUUUCGGCGGGGGACUCGCCAGCAUCCUCUACGGGGGGAACAGGUGGCCGUGGUGGAAAGGGAGGCAGGCAGCAGAGACCAGCGGAACCCGGCGAUGGAGGUGGAGCUCAGCCGGCUACAGUAUCAACUACGACCACUAGCCCAGCAACAACUACAGAGACGCCGGUGCAGGGGGUGCCGGUGGAGCAGCUAAUUGAGGAUGCUCAGAAGCUGAUGAAGGCUUUUAUGGAGCAGAAGUCGCAGCCGAUGGUGCAAACAAUGCGGGUGGAAGACGGAGUCUCCCGAGAAGAAAGCCGUUCACCUGCACUACGGGAGUUCAUGAAGCAGAAUGAGGAGCUGAUCAGGAUCAGUCGCAUGGGACUCCUGGAUUCCGGGGCGACUCAUCCGCUACGAGCACGAACCGAGAAGGACCAAGCUGGUACCAUGGACAACGUCAGCGUAACCUUGGCGGGCGAAAAUCGAGUGCAAAUGGUGCAAAACAAAGCUGGAACGAUUAUUGCCCACCAAGACGCACAGCCGAUUGUGCCUUUGGGAACGUUGGUCAAGGCUUUGGGGUACGAGUUUGUUUGGGACCACAGAGGCUGCAGACUUCGGCACCCAGACAGGAAAGAAGUUCGUGUGUGUACGCGGUCUACUUGUCCGGAGGUUAUGCAGUGUGAUGCCUUACGCCUCAUUGCCGAGCUGGAAGAGGCAAGGCUUGCUGAAACGAUGAGCUCCUUGGCACAGCUGAAGGCGUCGGUGAUGGCGGCAAAAGAGCACAAGGAGAAGAGUUGGAAGGACCAUGUUCAGGCCUAUGUCGCUUCCGGUGUGUACGAAGAUGGGAUCAAGGCGGUGAUGUGUGCACCGUUCAUGCACCACAUGCCGAUGAAGGAUCAGCUUCAAACCAUUGUUCCGCUUCCCAAGGACGAUGGGGAAGCAUGGCAGUGGAUGAAGAAGUUUCCGAUGAACAGAGCCAAGAGGAGGGGACUAUGGCAAGCUCAUGAGUGGACUGUUCAUAUGUUUGCGGGCCUAGGGGUGAAGAACGAUCCUCUACGUGACCUCCCUGGCUUUGUGGAGAUUGACAUGAAGAAGGGUUGGGACCUCAACGACGGCAAGAUCUAUGGCGUGCUAUUGUGGAUGGCAAAGCAGGGACGCAUAAGGCAUGUCAUUGGAGGCCCACCGGCAGGAACGUUUUCUCCAUGGCACUACAAGAGAGACUCGGAUGGCUACAAGAAGGCUCUGCGUUCGACACACGAACCUUGGGGACUACGUGAAGGUCUCAAUCCUGAUGAGAGCUCAAAGGUCCUCAACGAGAAUGUCAUGCUCUGCAAGAUGGUGUGGUUGCGGUUAUGCGCGGAGGCCGCUCACGGGGAGCAGGUUGAAGAUAGUCAGAACCGCGUUGGGUUUUGCAUGGAGUACCCCGAGGACCCCUACAACUACAUGCCAGAAGGUGAACACCGCAGCUCAUGUGUCUCAGUGUGGAGGACCGAGUUCAUGAAGGAGUUCAUCAAAGAGACCAACCUCAUCAAGUACCAGUUCGAGCAGGGUGCUUUGGGACACUUGUUCCGGAGGCGUACCUGUUGCCUGAGCAAUCUGGGUCUGGGUAUACAGGGACUCAAGGAUCAGAGAGCCUAUGUUGCGGCAGACAACAAGGAUGCAGACCAGUCAGUUUGGCCUUAUGGUUUUCGGAUCACUUUGGCGGACGCGAUCCAUGAGUGGAAAAAUGGUGAGAGCCCCAUAGUGGUCAAGAAGGCAAUGACGAAAAAGGAGCUAGAGGAGUGGAAGGCUCAUGUCGAACGUGGGCAUUGGCCUUACAGACGUGACUGCUCAGUUUGCUUGACGGCAUCAGGCACGGGAAGGCCAGCGAGAAGGGUGGUCCAUAGGGAUGCCUACGUGAUGAGCCUGGACAUAGCCGGCCCGUUUGCAGAGAAAGGCAAGGAUGAGGUUAGAGGAAAGAAGUAUCGCUUUGUGCUUGCGGCGACCUACCUCUACCCGAAGAUGCGGGACGUGCCUGAGGACGCUCCGAUCCCGAAUGAGGAGGAGGCGGAGGAGUUCUUGAGAGAAGAGGAAGCGGAGCCGGAAGCACCAGAACUUCCCGAAGAUCCUGAGUGUGAUGCACAGGAGGAGGAAUGGAAGAAGAAAGUGGCGGAACUACGGAAGCCGAUGGAGUUGCAGAUGCUCAGGUUUUGCAUUCCGUUGGAAAGGCACACGGGCAAAGAGAUCCUCGAGUGCAUCCAGGACCUGUAUGUUCAGUUGAGGGCAAUGGGGCUACCGUUGACGAGGAUCCACAGUGAUAGAGCUCGAGAAUUCCGGGUCAAACCGGUACGAAAAUGGUGUCGGGAGCGGGACAUCUACCAGACGUUCACGGAAGGCUUGGCGCCUACACAAAAUGCGGUAGCGGAGAGUCAUGUGAAGUGGCUCAAAGGCAGGGCGCGAGUACACCUGAACGAGAUGGAGUUGGACAAGGAGUUUUGGCCUUGUGCUAUGAAGUACGCUUGCUUGCAGCACAAUGCAAGACAAAUGGGCACGAAGACUGCGGGCAUCAAGUUUGGUUCCGUUGUUUGGGUGAAGUCCAAGAAGGACCGAGGGCCGUUCGAUCCAAAGUGGGAGCGAGGCAAGUAUAUGGGGCCAGCUGAUGAUGUUCGUGAAGGCCAUGUGGUUCGUUUGGAUGAUAGUCUAUGGCUUCGCACUCUGCAUAUGAGGACGGUGAGGGAUGACGAAAUGGAGCUGGAGGAAGAAGAGCACGUUGUGGACCUCAUCGAUCCUACCAGGCGUGUGCGGGGAAAGACUAAGUUGAGUGAUCCCGAGCUGCGGGCCAUUCGCAAGCAAGAAAGGACGGUCUUGGUGAAGGAGCUGCUGGAGUCCAAAAUCUGA